Molecule: messenger RNA, 2965 nt
Organism: Danio rerio (zebrafish)
Lineage: Eukaryota; Metazoa; Chordata; Actinopteri; Cypriniformes; Danionidae
Source: RefSeq, a predicted model, not a curated record
CCAGGAGAUGGUGGUCUAACUCCGCUAAUCAGCAACCCCCAGUCCAGUGACCUUGCUUUGGUUUAUACAGCUGUUUUUGUGGCUCGUUUUUAGCUAGAGGAGGUCACUUAUGUUUCCAAACGGAGGCAGAUCGCAUCGACACAGGCAAUAACCAGCGCACGAGAGGAAUAUUCAGUAUUUGAAGCCAAUCUGCGUGUUCCAUGGGCAGCGGCAGCAGCAGUCUCUACAGUGCACUGGCCAAGAGCAUCAGCAGAUCUCCUCUCCCUCACUCCUGUGGCUCUACGUACAGUCCCGGUGACAAUCUGAAUCUGGAUCAGGACCCGGCCGACCCGCUGGAGCUGCUGCAGGAAUGUAGAGAGGCUCUGAGAGAGCGGCCAGCUCAUCUGAAGAGAGCUUUCGUUCAGACAGGACAUGGAGACGCAAGGAGGACCAUCAGAGUCAUGCAGUGGAAUGUACUCGCACAAGCACUAGGUGAGGGCAUGGACAAUUUCGUGCAGUGCCCCUUGGAUGCUCUGAACUGGCCUGAGCGGAAGUACAUGAUCCUGGAGGAGAUCCUGACCUACAAACCGGACAUCCUCUGCCUUCAGGAAGUCGAUCACUAUUUUGACAUGUUCCAGCCCGUUCUCGCAACCCUGGGCUACCAGAGCAGCUUUUGCCCCAAACCAUGGUCUCCAUGUCUCGAUGUAGAAAACAACAACGGCCCUGAUGGCUGCGCUCUGUUCUUCAAUCACAAACGCUUCCAGUUAGUAAACACAACUCACCUGCGACUGUCCGCCAUGAUGCUUAAAACCAAUCAGGUGGCAAUCGUCGCUGCUUUGCGUUGUCGAUCAACAGGUCGAGUCUUCUGUGUCGGAGUCACGCAUCUGAAAGCCAGGAGCGGUUGGGAAGUCUUACGAAGCGCGCAGGGUUCAGAUCUGCUGCGAAACCUGCGGAACAUUACACAGAAAAUCGAAACAGAGGAAAACGCUGAGUCAGCCAUUCCUCUGAUAGUAUGCGGCGAUUUUAAUGCCGAGCCAUCAGAAGACGUCUAUAGGAAUUUCGCAACAUCUAGUCUGGGAUUGGACAGCGCGUAUAAGCUUUUGAGUACAGAUGGGAAAACUGAGCCACCAUACACAACGUGGAAGAUCCGACCCAGUGGCGAGAGUUGCCACACACUGGAUUACGUUUGGUAUUCGCACCGAGCAUUUGACGUUAAUGCCGUUCUAGACUUUCCUACAGCUGAACAAAUCGGACCUAAUAGGCUGCCAUCAUAUAACUACCCUUCAGAUCACCUUUCGCUUGUCUGUGACUUCUGCUUUACGGAUCCAGUUAAUUAGUUGAAUUCAGAUUUGCUAGUUAUCUUUCAAAGCAAUGCAGUUGCAUGGCAGUUCGUAACUUAAAAAUAAUAAUAAUUUAAUGGCAAAAUUCAUACAAUCUCAUUCGUACGUUUUAGUAUGAUUUGGAUAUGCCCUCAGUGCUGGUUAUGGUUAAGGGGUGGGCUUUCUUUUGAAAAAUCAUACAUUUUAGUAUGACACUGUGCAAUUUUGUAUGAAUUCACGUUUUUUUUUUUUGUUUUUUUUAUCAUUAAAUAGUUAUGUUUUGCCAUGGAAUCAGACUCUGGAAGACAUUUCUGACAAGACUUCAUUUGGCACAUUUCUGAAACCAAUCUCAUGGCAAAAAAAUACAUGUGUUGGUGGAUUAGUUACUUAUUUUGACACCCUGGUCAGUGUUUAGGGGUGAAGUUUGGGGCCUUCAUGCUUGUGAAAAGAUCUUUGUUAAUAUACGUAAAUGUAUGAGCUAAUGUGAACUAACAAUACUCAAAUUCAACAUCUGAUAAUCCUGCAAAAUGUUCAUUAAUAAAAUACUCUUGUUAGUUUGCAGUACAUUCAUAUUAACAUUUAACUUUUGAUUUUAAAAAUGUAUUACUAAAAUUUUGUAUUAAUAUAUUAACAAAUUAUGCAGUUCAUUAGUGUCUGUUACCAACCAAUGCAGACAAAUGGAGGAAGUGUUUCUGAAAAUAUACAGAAUAAUGGAAUCUUCAUAAAACAUGAUUGUCUCAUAAAAGUAGUCUGGACAGAAAGAUUUACAAAUAAUAAUUGAAUUGGUCUGUUUCUUGCACAGCUAAAACUAUAUUAUGGCUUCAGAAUUGAAAUCUAGUUGAAAUGUGUAAAAUGGCAUCUGUUUUUAUUGUAUUAACAAAAGCAGCUUGGAUAUUAAGUGAAAUGUCUUGCGUAAAUAAUAAAUAUAUACAACUCUAAAUGGAAAAGAUGAUAAGUAAUGAUGAUGACAGAAUGUUCAUUGUGUAAUGUGUUCUGUAGGUUCACUCACGCAAAUGUGUUACAACUUUAUUUCUAAAAUCUAUCAACCAAUUUUUUUUUUGUCUUUUUUUUUUUUUUUUUUUGUAAUAUGACCAGAGCUUUUAGACCAUUAAAAAUAGUUCCAGGUGUCAAAUUCCGCCUAAACGAGCGCACACAUGCACAAAUGAGAGAAGUCUUGUUUCACAAUAUUUUCCUUUGUGCAGCUGGUUUCACCAGUCUCUGAUCUAAAGGACACAUUUAAACUAUUAUUAUCCGUCAGCUGAGCUCCUCAUUUUAUAAUCAGAUUCAGACUUUUUUAGCUAAACAACAAAGUCAACAGAAAAUGCUGUUUCGCAGCUUUUAACAUCACUAUUCUUGUUAUUUAUUUAAAGUAGAGUUUUAUAAUGUUUGACCAAUAUGUCUCGGCAGGUUUCGAGAGGUUUUGUUGAAGAAGAGUUCCUGUGUGGAAAGUUUCUCAUCAGAUCGCACAACAAACGAAUAGCUGUCUAGUAUUCACGUCUCCCCCUAGUGGAUGAAUUUGUAACUGCACGCACAGAACCAAAACAAAUACUGUAACUUACGCGCUUCAGACUCUUGACGUACAAAAACAAUGAAUUAAUGUUUGUACAAUUCUUUUGAAAUCUCCCGACGAGCUCCUAAUGUUAGCAAAUAAAAUGUGCUCAAUUUUA